AGGUUUCCGCCUCGCUGCGGGCGGCGGCGGCGGUUCCAUGCGGUCGGAGCGGGAGGCCGGGCCGGGGCUGAUGCGGGGCAGCGGCCGCGAGAAGUGGCCCAUGGACAUCCCGCUGCGGCGGGAGUCGCCGCGCCGUGACCCGGACCCUCCGCCAAACCCGCCGCCGCCACCUUCCCCACCCUCCCCGCUGCCGCCGCCGCCGCUUCACCCGGCGCCGGGUAAACAGCGAGAUGAGAAAAAAACGGCUCUGAGCAAAGUAGUUAUUCGACGGCUUCCUCCUUGUCUAACUAAGGAGCAACUGGAGGAACAGCUACAUCCUCUACCUGCCCAUGAUUAUUUUGAGUUUUGCACUGCUGAUCCCAGCCUUUAUCCUCAUCUCUUCUCAAGAGCAUACAUUAACUUUAGAAAUCCUGAGGACAUCCUUCUUUUUAGAGAUCGCUUUGAUGGCUAUGUCUUCAUUGAUAAUAAAGGUUUGGAGUAUCCUGCAGUGGUUGAAUUUGCUCCGUUCCAGAAGAUUUCAAAAAAGAAACUGAAGAAGAAAGAUGCCAAAGCCGGGAGCAUUGAAGAUGAUCCAGAAUAUAGGAAAUUUUUAGAGAGUUAUUGUGCUGAUGAAGAGAAAAUUUGUGCCAAUCCUGAGAUUCUUUUGGGAGAGAUUGAGGCCAAAACAAGGGAACUCAUUGCUAGAAGAACAACACCCCUUUUGGAAUAUAUUAAAAAUAGAAAAUUAGAAAAGCAGAGAAUACGAGAAGAGAAAAGAGAAGAACGAAGGCGGAGAGAAUUGGAGAAGAAACGUCUGCGGGAGGAAGAAAAAAGGAAGCGCAGAGAAGAAGAAAGACGUAAAAGAAAAGAAGUGGAGAAGCAGAAGAAGAUUUCUGAAAAAGAAAUAAGGAUCAAGCUUCUUAAGAAGCCUGAAAAAGGAGAUGAGCUGGCCAGUGAAAAGUACAAAGAAAAAGGUGAAGAAGCUGACAUUGAAGAAAACAAAUGGGAUAAAUCACCUGGAUCUGGGAGUAUAAAAUCCAAAUCAUUGGAGGGUUCACUAAAAGAACUUAAGGAAAAGUCACAAAAUGAUAGUGACAAAGAGCAAAGAGAUUUGGAGAGAAGAUUUCGAGAAAAAGAACCUGAAAGACAAAGGUAUCGAUUGGAUGAUGGCAGAAAGCAUAGAGCUCACUAUGAGUUUGACAAGUUUGUGAGAAGGAAUGAAGAAGAGCUGAAGUGGGGGAAAGGAUACAGCCAAGACAGAGGAAAGAAAGGGAACUACAACUACAGCUUCACUGUGGAGGCAGUAGACAAACUGGGUAAAGAGGACAAGUGUGAUGACAUGGCAUCCAAAAAGGAGCGCAUAAGAAAUAAGGAUCGCCCAGCCAUGCAGUUAUACCAGCCAGGAGCUCGCAUUCGAACACAUACGGGAUCUACAAGUAAAACCUAUGACUGCAGUGGGAAAUCCUUUGAAGAUGCUCUUGAUAAAAAGUGUGAGGCAGAUAAUUCAGCUGGAGGUGGUUCUGAGAAGAGCGAAGAAGCAGAAUAAAACCAACUGGAGGAAAGACUUGUGAAAAGGGAUGAACUUGAGGUUCAGUGUCAUCAAAAAAAUCCAUAGGGCUGUUUCAGAACUCCACAGGCGAUUGCACCAACAAAAUUAUAAUUGCUCUGCCUCUUACUUUCUGUAAACUCAAGGGAAGAGUGA
This is a messenger RNA of Gavia stellata (red-throated loon), 1681 nucleotides long. RefSeq names its product UPF3A regulator of nonsense mediated mRNA decay (gene UPF3A). The coding region runs from base 38 to 1525 and encodes 495 amino acids. Lineage: Eukaryota; Metazoa; Chordata; Aves; Gaviiformes; Gaviidae. The transcript is spliced from 10 exons. Gene Ontology annotation, molecular function: telomeric repeat DNA binding. Gene Ontology annotation, biological process: nuclear-transcribed mRNA catabolic process, nonsense-mediated decay; positive regulation of translation. The record is from RefSeq and is a predicted model, not a curated record. Gene Ontology annotation, cellular component: cytoplasm; nucleolus.